This is a messenger RNA of Nezara viridula (southern green stink bug), 1137 nucleotides long. The record is from the annotation of a GenBank genome assembly. NCBI's taxonomy places the organism in Eukaryota, Metazoa, Arthropoda, Insecta, Hemiptera, Pentatomidae.
AUGACGAGAAAAGUUGCAAUUAUUAAUAAUUAUAAUGAAAUCACGAAUCAAGUUCAAUGUCGAGAAAAACAAAAAAACUUGGUAAAACAGGUAAAUGAGCUAAUGGACACGAAAAAAGGAGUGUUAGUAAUGGACGAACACGCUUUAGCUUUUGAUUUUUUUCUUUCAUUGAUCAAUCGAAAAAACCAUUGGGAGAACAGGCGGCAUUUUCGUCAAUUCCUUAUCACACCUCCUCUACAAGAACAAUUUUCAGCAGCUGUUUUAUCAGAAGAAUUUACGAAACAAAAUGACAAUCAUGCUGUCGAGUUCAUUGAUAUACUUAAAGCAAAAGGAUUAACAGUUGGAAUUCGUUUGGAUAGUGAUAUAUCAGAAAUAUUUGGAUCUGUUGGAGAAUAUAUAGGCACAGGAGUAAAUGAAGUGGUCACGCGUUUGAAUAAGUAUAAGGAAAGCGGUUUUGUAUAUUCAAAAUGGCGAAGCGUUUACCAAAUUAAAGAAAAUUCUCCUACACUUUACAAUACUGAAAAAAUAUCUUACAUACUAGCCACAUUCGCGGCCAUGUCACAGGAAUGUGAAUUAGUUCCGAUAAUAAGUGUAGAAGUAGUUCCAGAUGGCGCUGAAGACAUUUAUAAAGCCGCAAAAGUCUUAGAGAAGAUACUGAUUAAUUUGAUAAAAGCAUUAAAUGAUUUUGAUGUUUUACUUGAAGCAACAAUCUUACAAGUAAGUUUCGUCCAACCUGGUCGGAUGAGUAGUAAUUUUUCCAUUUCACCCGAAGAGAUAGCUGAACAAACAUUGGAAGCUUUCAAGAAAAGUUUACCGGUAGGUUUGGGAGGGCUGAUGUUUCAUUCGUCCGGUCUCAGUGAAGAAAAUGCUACUCAAACACUAAAUCAUAUAAUGCUAAAAAAAAAAGAAAAUGAAUCUAUGGUUCCAUGGAAAAUGACUCAUUCCUUUGGGAGAGCUCAAAAGGCUUCAGCGAUUAUGACAUGGAAAGGUGAUCCUGAAUUUGAAGAAGCUGGUCAAGCAGAAUUGAUGGCGCGGGCAAAAGCCAACAACGAAGCACUUUUGGGAGAAUAUACUGCAGGAAAAGUACAAGGUUCUAAUUCAGAACACGAUUUGUUUGUACCUGAUUACAUUUUCUGA